GAAUUUGUCUCAUUGGCUGAGAUGGAGGAUACUUUGUUGAGAAAUCUUUUUCUGGGUUAUCAGAUGUGGGUGAGACCUGUUAUCCAUGCCAAUGACACGAUCACUGUUCACUUUGGUCUGAAAAUCUCACAGCUGAUGGAUGUGGAUGAAAAGAAUCAGCUAAUGACCACUAAUGUCUAAUUGUGGCAGGAGUGGACAGACUGUAAACUUCGGUGGAACCCGGAAGAUUAUGGUGGAAUCACAUUUAUUAGAGUGCGCUCAGAAACUAUCUGGCUACCAGACAUUGUCCUCUACGAGAAUGCUGAUGACCGAUUUGAGGGUUCUCUAAUGACCAGCAUUGUAAGAUUUAACGGUACCAUCAUGUGGACACCUCCAGCCAGCUAUAAAUCCUCCUGUACCAUGGAUAUCACCUUUUUCCCCUUCUAUAGGCAGAAAUGCUCAAUGAAGUUUGGAUCCUGGACAUACGAUGGCACUAUGGUGGAUCUGACACAUGUUGACCCAUACGUAGACCGUAAAGGUUUCUUUGACAAUGGCGAAUGGGAAAGACUCAACGCCACUGGACAGAGGGGCAGUCGUCAUGACGGCAUCUACUCCUAUCCUUUUGUCACAUAUUCUUUCAUACUGAAACAUCUCCCACUCUUUUACACACUCUUUCUCAUUAUUCCAUGUCUCGGCCUAUCGUUUCUCACCGUGCUGGUCUUCUACCUUCCGUCAGAUGAAGGAAAAAAGCUUUCGCUUUCCACCUCUGUCCUUUUGUCUCUCACUGUGUUUCCUCUUGUAAUUGAAGAGAUCAUCCCGUCUUCCUCUAAAGUCAUCCCUCUGAUAGGAGAGUAUCUACUUUUCAUCAUGAUAUUCGUCACAUUCUCAAUCAUUGUUACUGUUUUUUUCAUCAAUGUCUAUCACUGUUCCUCUGCCACAUACCAUCCCAUGGCACCUUGGGUUAAGAGCCUUUUUCUCCAGAGGUUACCCAGACUACUCUGUAUGAGGGGGCACACAGAUUGUAAUCAACCCCCCUACAUUGAGCUGCAAAGCCCAGAACUAAAACGAGGGCAAAAGAAGAGUGCUGGAGGAGGAAGAGGGGGAAUAAAGGAAGAUGAGAACCAGGCCUGGAUUGCCCUGUUGGAGAAAGCCACUAAUUCAGUGCACUACAUUUCCAGACACAUCAAGAAGGAACACUUCAUCAGAGAGGUGGUUCAGGACUGGAAAUUUGUUGCUCAGGUGUUGGAACGGAUCUUAUGGGUCUUUCACACAGUUUCUGUGCUUGGGACCGUCCUCAUCUUCACCACAGCACUUCAAUGUACCUAA
This is a messenger RNA of Xyrauchen texanus (razorback sucker), 1305 nucleotides long. It is a transcript of the gene chrnb3a, whose product is annotated as cholinergic receptor nicotinic beta 3 subunit a. Gene Ontology annotation, biological process: regulation of membrane potential; nervous system process; signal transduction. Gene Ontology annotation, cellular component: neuron projection; postsynaptic membrane; synapse. The record is from RefSeq and is a predicted model, not a curated record. Gene Ontology annotation, molecular function: acetylcholine-gated monoatomic cation-selective channel activity; transmembrane signaling receptor activity. NCBI's taxonomy places the organism in Eukaryota, Metazoa, Chordata, Actinopteri, Cypriniformes, Catostomidae.